CCGUUCCCGCUAUUCCCGGUAUUCCCGCGUUCCCCCCCCUCCUUUUCCCGCCUUCCCCUCCCCCUUUUCCCGCCAUGGAGGACGUGACCCCCCCGGAGCUUCUCUCGUUCCUCCUGAAGCAGGACUGGGGGGGGGAUGUCCCCGCAGGGCCCCCCCCAGCUCCAGCCCCGUCAGUGGAGAUCCUGGAGCAGCCCAAGGCGCGGGGGAUGCGGUUCCGGUACAAGUGCGAGGGGCGCUCGGCCGGGAGCAUCCCUGGGGAGCACAGCACCGAGAGCGCGCGCACGCACCCCACCAUCCGCGUGAACAACUACCGGGGCCCGAGCCGGGUGCGGGUGUCGCUGGUGACCAAGGACCCCCCCCACCGCCCGCACCCCCACGAGCUGGUGGGCAAGGAUUGCCACGACGGCUACUAUGAGGCUGAGCUGCCCCCCGAGCGCAGCGUGCACAGUUUCCAGAACCUGGGAAUUCAGUGUGUGAAGAAACGGGAGCUGGAGGCGGCCGUGGCCGAGCGCAUCCGCACCAACAACAACCCCUUCAAUGUGCCAGCAGAGCAGCGGGGGGGCGAGUACGACCUGAGCUCGGUGCGGCUCUGCUUCCAGGUGUGGGUGCGGGGCGCGGGGGGGGGGUGGCUCCCGCUGCCCCCCCGCCGGUCCCAGCCCGUCUAUGACAACCGCGCCCCCAGCGCGGCCGAGCUGCGGAUCUGCCGCGUGAACCGGAACUGCGGGAGCUGCCGGGGGGGGGACGAGAUCUUCCUCCUGUGCGACAAAGUGCAGAAAGAGGACAUCGAGGUGCGGUUCUGGGCCGAGGGCUGGGAGGCGCGGGGCUCCUUCGCGCAGGCCGAUGUCCACCGCCAGGUCGCCAUCGUGUUCCGGACCCCGGCCUUCCGGGACCCCGGCCUCCGCCAGCCCCACAGCGUGCACAUGGAGCUGCAGCGCCCCUCGGACCGGCAGCGCAGCGCGGCCAUGGAGUUCCGCUACCUGCCCCAUCAGGGGGACCUGCAGUGCAUCGAGGAGAAGCGCAAGCGCACCCGGGACACUUUCCGCUCCUUCGUGCAGCGCAGCCCAAUGCCCGGUCUCGCCCCCCCUGAGCCCCGCCCCCCCCGGCGCUUCGCGGUGCCCUCGCGGCCCUGCCCGGCCCCGCAGCCCCCCCCCUCCAUGGCCCCCCCCCCGUGUUUCGGGGUCCCGGGGGGGGUUUUGGGGGACGCUGCUCCCCCCGCCCCCCCCGCAGCCGAGCCCUUGGCCGAGGCCCUGCUGCAGCUGCAGGUGGCUGAGGAAGGGCCCAUUCCCGACGCGGGGGGGUCCCCAUUGGACCUGGGGGUGCUCUUGGGGGACCCCCAUUUCCCCCCCUUGGAGACCAUCAAUGCCGCCGAGGUGCAACGGCUGCUGGGCCCCCCCGACCCCCCCACUCCGCUCUUUGGGGACCCCCCUUUGCCUCUGGGGGGGGGACGGGGGGAUGGAGGAGGGGGGGGGGUAACUGCUCCUCCCCCACCCCCCAACCCCCCCAUGCUGAUGUCGUACCCGGAAGCCAUCGCUCGCCUCGUGCAGGGGGGGGAUGGGGUUGGGGGGGGUGGGGGGGUCGAGGAUGUAGGGGGGGGGUGCCCUGAUUUGGGGGGGGGAGUGGGGGGGGACCCCGAGGAUUCGUUGCCCUCCCUUGGGGACUUGGACUUCAGUGCCUUGCUCAGCCAUUUCCCCUCCUCCUAACUGGGAGGAA
This is a messenger RNA of Neopsephotus bourkii (Bourke's parrot), 1710 nucleotides long. RefSeq names its product transcription factor p65-like. Bases 75 to 1700 code for a protein of 541 amino acids. The transcript is spliced from 11 exons. Gene Ontology annotation, cellular component: cytoplasm. Gene Ontology annotation, biological process: non-canonical NF-kappaB signal transduction; cellular response to stress; regulation of transcription by RNA polymerase II. Lineage: Eukaryota; Metazoa; Chordata; Aves; Psittaciformes; Psittacidae. Gene Ontology annotation, molecular function: RNA polymerase II cis-regulatory region sequence-specific DNA binding; DNA-binding transcription factor activity, RNA polymerase II-specific. The record is from RefSeq and is a predicted model, not a curated record.